Molecule: messenger RNA, 4445 nt
Organism: Arvicanthis niloticus (Nile rat)
Lineage: Eukaryota; Metazoa; Chordata; Mammalia; Rodentia; Muridae
Gene: Gnl3l
Product: G protein nucleolar 3 like
Cellular component (GO): nucleolus
Molecular function (GO): GTP binding
Source: RefSeq, a predicted model, not a curated record
GGAAGUCUGGGCGGAGCCUAGCUGUGCACUCCUCGACCGGCGACGUUGUUCUUCUAGCUGCUCUCCGAGGUCCCUGCCGGAAGUGUAGGAAGAAUCGGGAGGAUUUGAACAUCUCUCAUUUCCAGCUUCUCUGAUCAUCAUGAUGAAGCUUAGACACAAAAACAAAAAACCAGGUAAAGGUUCCAAAGGCUGUAAGAAGCCCGCAAGGCAAAAUGGGAAGAAAGUAACCUCCAGAUCAUCAUCUGCUCCCCAGAUUGUUCAUGGCAAUGACCAUGCCAGUCGCGAGGCUGAACUAAAGAAGAAAAGGGUCGAGGAGAUGAGGGAGAAGCAGCAGGUUGCCCGGGAGCAAGAGAGACAGAGAUACAGGACCAUGGAGAGCUAUUGUCAGGAUGUCCUGAAACGUCAGCAGGAGUUUGAACAAAAGGAAGAAGUUUUGCAGGAAUUAAAUAUGUUUCCUCAGUUGGAUGAUGAGGCCACAAGGAAGGCCUAUUACAAGGAAUUCAGGAAGGUGGUAGAGUACUCUGAUGUGAUUUUGGAAGUCCUAGAUGCCAGAGACCCAUUGGGCUGCCGUUGUUUCCAGAUGGAGGAGACUGUCCUUCGGGCAGAAGGCAACAAGAAGCUGGUCUUGGUCUUGAAUAAGAUAGACCUGGUUCCCAAGGAGAUUGUGGAAAAGUGGCUGGAAUACCUUCGCAAUGAACUGCCAACUGUGGCUUUCAAGGCCAGCACCCAGCAUCAUCAGGUUAAAAACUUGACUCGCUGUACAGUUCCAGUGGACCAGGCCUCUGAGGCACUGUUGAGAAGCAAAGCCUGCUUUGGAGCUGAAAACCUCAUGAGGGUCCUGGGGAACUACUGUCGCCUGGGGGAAGUGCGUGGCCACAUUCGUGUGGGUGUUGUAGGCCUUCCCAAUGUGGGGAAAAGCAGUCUGAUCAAUAGCCUGAAGCGCAGCCGUGCCUGUAGUGUGGGGGCUGUUCCUGGUGUCACAAAAUUCAUGCAGGAGGUCUACCUAGACAAGUUUAUCAGGCUGCUGGAUGCACCAGGCAUUGUCCCAGGACCCAAUUCAGAGGUGGGCACCAUCCUGCGUAAUUGCAUCCAUGUGCAGAAGCUGGCAGACCCUGUGACCCCAGUGGAGACCAUCCUUCAGCGCUGCAACCUGGAGGAGAUUUCCAACUAUUAUGGCGUAUCUGGAUUCCAGACGACUGAGCACUUUCUGACUGCAGUGGCCCAUCGCUUGGGAAAGAAGAAGAAGGGAGGUGUAUAUAGUCAAGAACAGGCUGCCAAAGCUGUGCUGGCUGACUGGGUGAGUGGGAAGAUCAGCUUCUAUACACCACCACCGCCUACUCAUACUCUGCCCACCCAUCUGAGUGCUGAGAUUGUUAAGGAGAUGACUGAGGUCUUUGACAUAGAAGACACUGAGCACGCCAAUGAAGACACCAUGGAAUGCUUAGCCGUGGGAGAAUCCGAUGAGCUGUUGGGUGACAUGGACCCAAAAGAAAUGGAGGUCAGGUGGCUCCAUUCUCCACUGGUGAAAAUAGCAGAUGCUAUUGAAAAUAAAUCUAUCGUGUAUAAGAUUGGAAAUACCACUGGAUAUUGUACCAAACCAAACCGUAAUCAGAUGGGGUGGCCUAAACGCAAUGUGGACCACCAUUGCCCCCAAAAUAACCAUGUAAUAGAGGUCACCUCUGUGGACCGCCGCCCGAUGUUGCAGAGGAUCCUGGAGACAGAUCCACUUCAACAAGGCCAAGCUCUGGCAUCCGCCUUGAAGAAUAAGAAAAAAUUGCAGAAGCGUUCAGAUAAAAUCGCCACUAAGUUGUCUGACUCCAUGAUGUCUAUGCUUGACCUCUCUGGCAACUCCGAUGACUGUGCUGGUGACUGAGCAGCUGACCUUCCCCUCAUACUGCAAGUACUGCUUCCUGUGGGAUGGGAGAAUUCAGAUGCCUUUCCAUUCUCCCUGAUGUACUUACAUACUAGAACACCUCCAUAUCAUGUAUCUUCUGCUAUAGUGCCCUCCAUUCUUAUCAAAAGUCUGGAGCUGCCAAACCCCAGUACCCUCUACUUAAUCCUUCCUGUCUUUGGGAAUGACUUUGUGUUUGUUUUCGUGGUGCCAGGAAUUGAACCUAAUAGGUCCUCACACAUGUUAGACAACCAUUCUAGUACCAAGCUAUAGUAUUACCAUCAUCACCAUCCAUCAUUAUCAUUGGGGAGUCUGCUUACUCAGCCUCCCAAGUACUGGGAUUACAGGCUUUUGCCAGCAUUCCCGACUCCCACUGUGUUUUACAAGGUAAAUAAAAUCAGUAGACUCUUGGCAUGGUGGCAACAUACCCUGACACUUAGGAGACUGGAGCUAGGAGGACUAUAUUUAUGGGCCAGCCUGAACUAUCUGGCAAGACCCCUUUUCAACAAAACAUCCCAAAACAAAGAGUCCAGCUGGGCAUAUACCUUUAAUCCUAGCACUCUUGAGGCAGAGGUAGGUGAAUCUCAUGAGUUUGAGGCCAGCCUGCUCUACUGAGGAAGUUCCAGGACAGCCAGGGCUGCAUAGAGAAACCUUGCCUCAAAAAGCGAACAAUAAAACAACAAAAAGAAUUUGUAAUUAUUAAAAAAGCAAAUAAGCAGAGUCUAAUUGUGGACAGUGUACCUUGCACUCUAAAUUCCUGUGUCCUACCCUGUGAGUUAGGCUGAAAAGGGUUAACCUCUCGGACAGGUAAAUGCUCUAAAGGCUAGACUGCUGAGAAACCUGGUGAUGGUGGCAGUGGCGGCCGAGGUGUGGUUCUCCCUGCAUGAGUGAGCCUCUUUGUUUUUAUCACCCUACAAGAUCUCAGUGCCAAGGGUCUUGCCUAUGUAUUAUCCAAAUCAAUAGGUAGGUCCUCAUCUGGGUAGUGUAGGAGUAGAGGACAGUGGUGAGUCUUCUGUCUCUGGAAGUGUCUGGGAAUAAGGUAGAGGAUGAAGAGUCUAGAAGGGAUAUACCUAUCAUAGUAAGUUGGGAAGCCAUUGGCUGCAGUAUGUUCAGGAAAUGUAGACCAUACCUGGUUUCUGGACAGCUAGGCAUGAGCACAAACUACUAAACUCUGAGAAUCCAGUUACCGCCUUUAACCUUCAGGAGGGGGAUAAGGCUCAGAAAGCUGACAGAAUGUGCUCAUGUCAACAUGAAGUGGUACUGUGCUAGGUUUAAACCUUGAGUCUAAUUCAGAUCUUAUGCUAGCCUUUUGGUUUGAAUUAUUUUGUCUUCUCAACAAAGGAGCACCACUCUGGUGUUUUCUGUUGGCAUGUGUUUAAAAUAUAUUUUCUCUAUUCUGUUUUUAAAACAAUGGUAGUAUUUUAUGAAAAAUUAUGCUUUGUAAAUCUCUUUAAGUGAUGUCUAACUUAAUUCACUGAUCUCAAGUUUUGAUAGACAAUAAUGUAUUAGAAAUAAAAGCAUCUAGAUUCUUGGGAAUAUAAUCAUGUCAUACUAAAAUAGAACUAAAACCAGGUGGGUGGCUCAUGCCAAUACUCUGAGCAAUCAGGAUGCUGAAGCGGGAGGUGGCUGUGAAGCUGAGUCUAGCCUGGGCUGCAGAGCAAAACAAAAUAAUGUGGGACUCUAGAUAUUCUAACUUGAGUGUAUCUCAAGGUGGGGGGUAGCGUGUGCAUGCACACAGAGAGGGUCUUCCCCAUAUAACCCAGUGUGGUCCUGAACUUUUUAGCCCCCUGAUUAGCUUCCCAAGUGCUGGGAUUGCAGGUGUAUCAUGCCUAGCUAUUUCUUUAUUUUUAAAACAAUUUCUUGGGUGUUUACUCUUCCCUUAAACAAUCAUUUUUAUACAAUAAAUUUCAUCCAUUAUGAUUUUAAGUUCUGUAAGUUUGGACACCUUUUAACAGGGGUGGCCUGCCACCAUAAUCAAGAUAGAGAAUUUUUGUGACUUUGUCCCCAAACUUACUGUGUCCCCUUGUAGUAUAGUCCUGCCCCCAUCCUUAGAUCCUAGCAGGCACAGACCUUUUUCCUGUUCCUUAGUAUGAAUGUUGUAAGUCACACAGGGACUUAUUUUAUGGCAUUAAGCUUUUAGCUUUUUCCUUUUAAACCUUACAUUCAAGUUAGAUGCAGUUGUAUAAGCUCUGAUAAAUGGAUAAAGAUGAGUAAUCGUUAACAUAGGACAGAAGAAUUCUAUUAGCCUCCCUUCACCAUUCCUGGUAUUUUAUAGUCAAAUCUUGUUCUCUCUCUGACAGUGACUGACUUGUGCUUUCACUUAAUGGCUUGUCUUUUGAAAAGAGUUGUAAGUGGAAUUUAAUAGUAUGUAACUUUUGAGAAUAAUGUGUUAUAAAUUAUAGAUUCGAGAUCCAUAUCACUGGAUAUAUCAAUAGUUUUGACUUCUGUUUCAUAUGCUAUUGUGUGGAUGUCUUACUGCUUAUUCAACCCCAAGUUGGAUGAUAUUCUUUACAGUUGAGGAGGAAGUUGUGAAUAAAGCUGCUAUAAAACCUUG